AUGCGAGCACUGCUCCAACCAGCGCCAGAACCGGGAAGAAUUCUUGGCAUUGAGUCCAUCCGCAACGACGAGGGGUUCUCGUCUUCGAGUCUGCCACGAGACGCCAUAGCUCGUCGGUUUGUAGACGCCUACUUCCGGAACGUGAAUCGGGCAUAUCCCUUUGUGAACAGGACCAAGGCUCUCCGAGACCUCGAAAACCUGGGAGAGUCGGCAAAACGACAUCGAGACUCAGACACAACUCUGUUAUAUCUCAUCAUGGCAAUUGGAUGCACUACCCUUCAGAGAGCUGGGCAGAUACCCAACGACACUACUUCGAAGUUCGACGUUGCGUAUGCCGACAUCAUUCAGGAGUGUCUAGCACGAGAAGACCUCGAAUCCAUUCAGAUUCUUGUCCUGGUGGCUUUAUACUCCCUCUUCGACCCCAACGGCAUUUCGACAUGGUCAAUUGCAGGCAUAGUGUCCCGCCAGGCAAUGCUGCUGGGCCUCAGUCGCAGGUCGUCAGAGGAUAAGUCCCUCUCCGCAAUGGACAUCGAGCUACGUCACCGUCUAUACUGGAGUAUUUAUGUCCUCGAUCGGAUGAUGGCCAUCUCACUUGGUCUACCUGUCGCGCUCAUAGACGAGAAUAUGGAUGUCCCUUUGCCCGGAUUGACCAUCGAGGAGUUUGCUUCCCCAGAUAGGCAACACUUUGCUUCCAUCCUCCAGACAAAUCGACACGUCAUCCAGCUGAGACAGUUGGAAGACCGCAUCCUCCGUCAGAUUCAUACCCGAAAGCAAUCCGAGGUUGCCGCCCUAUCACAGGCAGAUCGUCGGGCAAUUGUGCAAAACAUCAGAUCCGAGAUCGAGAACUGGUAUAGCAACGGCUGUCUUGUAUCUCCCCUGGAACCUGACAACGUACCCAUUCACAACUCCGUAACAUGGUUAAGCGCACGCUACUACCACCUCCUGUUACUACUUCAUUAUCCUUGUCAUUUCAACUCUUGCGGUUCCAUUGUCUCAGCAGUUGAGCUCCUUCGCUUCGCGCAAAAGCACCUGCAGUCCACCUCGGUUCUACUUCAGCAGCGUCAGCUACCGCUGAAUCGCGUCACAUUAUGUCGCUUGUUUCCUGUAGGCUUGGUCCUGAUCCACAGCUUCAUCGCCUGUGCCGCAGAGUGCACAUCCUUCUCAGCUAGGGACGAGGUAGCUGUCAUCGUCAGCAUACUCGAGGCCUUUCCUGAAGGCUGGUCGCACGCGCGACAGGCUGCCCAUGUCUUCCGCCAAUUCAUGAGUCUGAUCUCCGGAGUGCCGAACAACGGAUACACCACUCUACACUUCCCCAGUACAAGCAACAACAUCUACGCCAACAACGGUCAAAUGACAUCUUCGAGAGAGUCAUAUCAGGCCAUGGUACGCCCGAUCAUCACCGGGCUGGUAGCUCUCAUGCAAGAGGUCCUUGGAAAGUCUACUUGCUAUGCCUUCCACGAGUGGCCCGCUGAUUGCGCUGGUCAACCUCCCCCGACAACAGGCUUCAGGGGUCAAGCUGCCUUUUCACCCACAGGGCCGACGAGACACUCUGCUGCCGUGGGUAAUGAGGAUUCGGCUAUGGAUUACGGAUGGGGCUCUUUGGAGCUGGGCUUUUUGUGA
Messenger RNA from Colletotrichum karsti, 1620 nucleotides. RefSeq lists its product as uncharacterized. NCBI's taxonomy places the organism in Eukaryota, Fungi, Ascomycota, Sordariomycetes, Glomerellales, Glomerellaceae. Gene Ontology annotation, molecular function: zinc ion binding; DNA-binding transcription factor activity, RNA polymerase II-specific; sequence-specific DNA binding. Gene Ontology annotation, biological process: DNA-templated transcription; positive regulation of transcription by RNA polymerase II. The record is from RefSeq and is a predicted model, not a curated record. Bases 1 to 1620 code for a protein of 539 amino acids. The transcript has a single exon.